Lobosporangium transversale is the source of this 604-nucleotide messenger RNA. RefSeq names its product putative mago nashi protein. The transcript has 6 exons. Gene Ontology annotation, biological process: RNA splicing. Bases 45 to 488 code for a protein of 147 amino acids. NCBI's taxonomy places the organism in Eukaryota, Fungi, Mortierellomycota, Mortierellomycetes, Mortierellales, Mortierellaceae. Gene Ontology annotation, cellular component: nucleus; exon-exon junction complex. The record is from RefSeq and is a predicted model, not a curated record.
CAAGCAACGACUUCAUUCGAGGAUCUUUCCAUCCAACAUCCAUCAUGCCAGCAGAGGAAUUCUAUGUGCGAUACUACUCCGGUCAUCAAGGACGCUACGGACAUGAGUUUAUCGAGUUUGAGUUCCAUGCUGACGGACGUUGUAGAUAUGCCAAUAACUCCAAUUACAGGAAUGACUCUUUGAUCAAAAAAGAAAUGACUGUGAGUCCCCUGAUGAUCAAGGAACUCAAGCGGAUCAUUGACGAGUCUGAAAUUAUGAAAGAAGAUGAUCAAAAAUGGCCAAAGAAGAAUGUUGUUGGGAAGCAGGAGCUUGAAAUUCGAUUUGGCAAUGAACACGUCUCCUUUGAGACUGCCAAAAUUGGAUCACUUGUUGAUGUUCAAGGAAGUGAAGAUCCCGAAGGAUUGCGCGUAUUUUACUACUUGGUUCAAGAUCUCAAGUGUCUAGUGUUCUCACUGAUCACUCUGCAUUGGAAGAUUAAGCCUAUCUAAAUCAACAUUCAGAGUAGUUAAUGUGAAUAAAAUGCCAAAGUCGCCCAAUCCAGGGAUAACAUAUUUCUUCUCGUCCAGAUGUUCAUCUAGCUCCGCAGUGAUGAUCUUGAUCCUUG